This is a messenger RNA of Aspergillus affinis, 2004 nucleotides long. RefSeq names its product 3-oxoacyl-reductase. Lineage: Eukaryota; Fungi; Ascomycota; Eurotiomycetes; Eurotiales; Aspergillaceae. The transcript is spliced from 6 exons. Gene Ontology annotation, molecular function: zinc ion binding; DNA-binding transcription factor activity, RNA polymerase II-specific; oxidoreductase activity, acting on the CH-OH group of donors, NAD or NADP as acceptor. The coding region runs from base 1 to 2004 and encodes 667 amino acids. Gene Ontology annotation, biological process: regulation of DNA-templated transcription. The record is from RefSeq and is a predicted model, not a curated record.
AUGCUUUCCGACACCGAUCAGAAUCCGAGCAGUACAGGAGACACACCCAAGCUGCGAGCCGCGUGCGAAAACUGCCGACAAUCCAAGGUGAAAUGUAACUUGGGAGCGAAGGACACGUGUAUCCGGUGCCUCCGCCACGGACUGUCGUGUCGAUAUCGAGUUGCCAAUCGGUCGGGCAAGCCGAAAGGCAGUAAGAACCGGGCUACAUUGAGGAAACUGGGCCAGCUCCCCGAGGGCAAGGCCGUAUUACGGGGACCUGAUAGCGGACCGACAGACAAGGGACUCCAGGUGAUUGAGCAGCGGUAUGGGGGGUAUGGAAUGGACCGAAGUAUGGACCACAAGACGUGGGAACCAGAAAGCCGCGAGAGUCUAUCAGAGAGUCCUAGGAGCCAGGAUGCGCACACCACCCUGCACUCAUGUCUGCCAUUCAACGAGUCCGCCAACAUGGAGUAUGCGUCAUCGUAUGGCGAUUCCCUGCCGCCGUCGGGCAGCGACCCCAUCGCCGCGCAUGCGUCUAUGUCGCCGACGUUCCUACAAAAGGAAUUCAUCACCAAGGGCCUCACGAGCUUCCCCCUCGCCGUGCACAUCCCCAGCGCCUUCCAGCCGACGUGCGAAUGCGGCGAGGCUCUUGGGUUCCACACGAACCGUCUCCGGCACAUGGUCGCCGAUCCGCUGCAAUUGCGCUUCGACCAGAGCCUGCAAGCCAUCCAGGCAGCACUGGCGGUGUGCCGCGAGUUCCUCCAGUGCACCAGCUGCCACAAGGACAACACCAGCCUGCUUCUGUCGGUGUCCGCGCUGGACUACACCCUGCAGCUCUUCGACUACUGGAUAUCCUAUGAUUUCACGACCGGCGGCGUCGACCGACUCCCACCACCACCGCCACCACCACUGGGCACGGUGCCCGUGACGGGCCCUCUCCCCGUCGGGUACGGCGAGUACGAGCUAGGGGUUGAAGAGACACGUCGCGUGCGACGAUUCCUGCUGCACGGGCGACUGCAACAGACGCAGGAGGUGCUGCGUCUGCUCAAGGAGGUCAUUGAAAUGAGCAUGUCCGGGAACAGCGAGGGAUUGGAAGAUAGCUGGCUGCAGCAGAUCAUCCGGGGGAAAAUGACAUCCCGUCUCUCCCAACUCACCUCCCACCUCACCUACCCCCGGGGCCUCCUCGCCAACCAAGUGGCCAUCAUCACCGGCGGCGGACAAGGCAUUGGCGCUGAGACGGCGACAUUGUUCGCGAACGAAGGCGCCAAGGUGAUUAUUGCUGAUGUGGAUCAGGAAAAAGCAACCCAAACCGCCACCGCCAUCAACUCUGCUGGCGCGGACCGCGCGCUCGCCGUUGUUGGUGAUAUCCUAGACGACAGCUACAUUGAGACGCUGGUCCAGAAGGCCGCGGAGUUCGGGGGUGGGAAGAUCCAUGUUAUUGUGAAUAAUGCGGGGUUUACGUGGGAUGGGGUGAUUCAUAAGAUCACCGAUAAGCAAUGGGACACGAUGCUUGCGAUUCACAACACGGCGCCGUUUAAGCUGGUGCGGGCCGCGGCGAAGUACUUCCGCGUGAAGGAUGGGGAGCCGCGCUGCAUUAUCAAUAUUAGUAGUACGAGUGGGUUGCAUGGGAAUGCAGGCCAAGCAAACUACGCCCUCGCCAAAGCCGGCCUCGUGGGCCUCACCAAAACGAUCACAAAAGAAUGGGGUCCGGCAUUCGGCGUCCGCGCCAACACCAUUGCCUUCGGCCACAUCACGACGCGACUAACCGCCGCAAAGGAAGACGGGGCGUUCAUCACCACGCCGGACGGCACGAAGGUGGCACUGGGGAUUCCGGGCAAGCAGCUCGAGAGUCGGAAGGGUCAGGCGGCAGCAGCAGCAGCAAAAGCACCGCAGUAUCCGGAUAUUCCGCUGGGGAGACCUGGUAGUCCUGCUGAGGCGGCGAGGUCGGUGUUGGCGGUGGCGAGUCCGUUAUUUGCGUAUGUUACGGGGGAGACGAUUCGGGUGACGGGGGGGAGGAAUACUUAG